AUGGGAGAAAGCUCAUUGCACAGUAGCUUAUCUUCAUCAUCACCAAGACAAGUGAAACUAUUUGGUUUUCAGGUGACGGAAUGUGACAAAACCACCGAGCCUCCUCCUCCACCGCCACAGCCAUCUCAUGAUGUGGAGGGAAAGAGAUUCGAGUGCCAAUAUUGCCAUAGAGAAUUUGCAAAUUCUCAAGCACUAGGUGGACACCAAAAUGCACACAAGAAGGAAAGGCAACGAACAAGACGAGCUCACCAAAUAGGUGAUCAUCAGCCUCGUUUCCGCCAGGUAGUUCCGAUGAUCAAUGCACAUGCAGUAAGAUCAGGGUUGAUCAAUAAUAAUAAUAAGAGUAUUAUGUCUCGGUAUUAUGGGGCUCGGUUGCGGUCACAGGUACUUUCAGGGGCUCCACUUCGAUUUCAGAUACAUAUGCGUCAACAACAGCUCAUGGCCGUUCAAAAUCCAGUUGAUAUAAAUAAUAAUGAAGCCGAGGUUGAUCUUCACCUACGACUUGCACCUUCCAGGGACUGAUCAUGAAAUACUCAAUAAUUUCCAUUUCCAAAUCUCCUUCUGUUUAGCCUUACUAUAAAUAAUUCAAUGAGAAUUUAGUACCAAUUAGUUAUUCUUUCCUUCUU
This is a messenger RNA of Capsicum annuum, 626 nucleotides long. Its product is annotated as zinc finger protein ZAT5-like. The record is from RefSeq and is a predicted model, not a curated record. The transcript has a single exon. Lineage: Eukaryota; Viridiplantae; Streptophyta; Magnoliopsida; Solanales; Solanaceae. Gene Ontology annotation, biological process: trichome differentiation; trichome morphogenesis; cytokinin-activated signaling pathway. Gene Ontology annotation, molecular function: transcription cis-regulatory region binding; DNA-binding transcription factor activity. Gene Ontology annotation, cellular component: nucleus. Bases 1 to 522 code for a protein of 173 amino acids.